Strongylocentrotus purpuratus (purple sea urchin) is the source of this 2862-nucleotide messenger RNA. RefSeq names its product proton-associated sugar transporter A. Gene Ontology annotation, biological process: transmembrane transport. Gene Ontology annotation, molecular function: sucrose:proton symporter activity. Gene Ontology annotation, cellular component: membrane. The coding region runs from base 354 to 2369 and encodes 671 amino acids. The record is from RefSeq and is a predicted model, not a curated record. The transcript is spliced from 8 exons. NCBI's taxonomy places the organism in Eukaryota, Metazoa, Echinodermata, Echinoidea, Camarodonta, Strongylocentrotidae.
UGGAAUCUCAGAUAUUCACUUGUUCGUCAUUCUCAGUAAAUAUCUCUACCAUGUGCACUCCACAUGUGAAUGGUACCAGGGACCAUUCGGAACGCACAAUGGGUUUAGAGGAGUUUUAACCUUUGUACCCCUUAAGUGCACAGCAUGGACUAUCAUAUAUCGACCGCAUUCUCUCGAAAUGUGGCAUUGAUUCCGACUUGCUCUUCACAUGCAGAUCACUAUUAUCUCAACUCCACACCCAUUGGAUACAUUGCCGAGCUGCAGGCCAGCCCAACUGCUAGCAACAGAAGACAAACAUUCAUUAUAUUAUUUGGUAUUCAUUUUCAUCUUAGCUCUUUAGAAGGAACCACAUCAUGGCCUCAACAUCUAGCCAUGAUCGCUACUCGGCGAGUGUACCGACCAGCACUGGUCGUCUAAAAUCCUAUCCCGUACGGGUGCCCACGAACUCACCCUCUGAUACUACCAGUCCUUCUCCCCCGGGAUCCCCCGUAGCUCCUUCGACAUCGUACGUCGUGUCAGGGCGGCGGUCGUUGUCCAUCAGUGUCGGUGACUCCGGUGCAUCAAGGUUUCGUAAUGAUUCAAUCACCUCCCAAUCCCAAUACCAUUCCCCUCCCUUGGUAAUACGAACUCGUCGGAGCUCAUUCAGCAUCACCAACCACAUCCUGCAUCCAUCCGGUUCCCGCUACAAGGGGCCGGCCCCUCCACCUAAGAGGACCCUAUGGCAGCUAAUACGUAACAGCAGCAUCCAAUUCGGGUUGGAGUUCUGCUAUGCUACCGAAACGGCCAUGGUCACGCCCAUCCUGCUCCAGCUCGGUCUUCCAACCAAACUUUACGGGCUCGCCUUUUUCUUGGCUCCUAUCUUUGGGUUCUUGAUGAACCCUUUCAUAGGAACCACCAGUGACAGGUGCAUGUGUUCUUGGGGGAGAAGGCGACCCUUUAUCCUAGCUCUUGGUCUCGGGACUUUACUGGGUGUGUCACUCUACCUCAACGGAGGAGACAUAGGUGCCUUGAUCGAGUCUGAAGAUAAUCUGUGGGGUAUCGUGAUCACAUUGAUUGGAGUGAUAUUUCUGGACGUCAGUGCUGACUCAUCUGACGGACCUUCCCGGGCAUACCUCCUCGAUGUCUGUGAUCUCGAGGAUGUCAACACCGGCCUUAACCUCAGAGCCGUUCUCGGCGGUAUCGGGGGCGGCUUGGGUUACAUAGCAAACGGUAUCGACUGGACAUCGACGUCGCUUUCUAAAGCACUAGGAGGGCAACUUCGGGUCGUCUUCCUCCUCAACGUCGUUAUCUACUUCACAUGUCUCAUGAUGAACAUGACCAGUAUUCCAGAAACGCCUCUCAAGAAGUCACCCAAAGACGGCAACGCGGAGAAGGUGACUGUCAGGAGCGACGAAAAUGAGAACGAUGGCGACAUCGAUGAGACAUCACCGCUUAUGAUUGGUCGUUCAAACAGGGGGUCAUAUCAUUCGGAAUCGAAAACGGUUCGUGCUCAUCGUACCAGUACGGAGGAUGAUGUCGCCCAUUCUCCGAUGAAGGAUGGGUCGAGGAGACAUGCAGAAUCUGGGAUAUGGUCUCCUGACGGUCACCAUACCGCACUACCUCAGAUCGGUGAGGAUGAGAGUGUUGCAGAUAACGAUGAGGAACCCGCCUCAGUCCUCGCUCUCUUGAAGUCGAUCCUCCACAUGCCUACCGAACUCCGCCGUCUCUGUGUCAACCACUACUUCGGAUGGGCUGGCAUGGUCACUGUUCUCCUCUUCUUCACAGAUUUCGUCGGUCAGGCAGUGUAUAACGGUGAUCCUACUGCCCCAGAAGGCUCAUAUGCAUACAACGCGUACCAUGAAGGAGUCAAGACGGGAUGCUGGGGAAUGGCCGUCUUUGCUUUUUCAUCUUCUUUAUCAGCAAUAUUCUACAUGAAGGUGGACCAUAUACUUAGCCAUCGUACUCUCUACGUCUUUGGUCAGCUCUGUUUCGCUGUUUGUGCUGGAUUAAUGGCAGUCCUGGUCCAGUAUAAGUAUGCUGUUCUCACUUUCUGUUUUGGCUUCGGCGUCCAGUUCACCACGCUCAUGACCAUUCCCUUCAACAUCCUUGCCGAAUUCCACGAUUGUCCUUCGUAUAAGAAUCCAAAGGGUGGGGUGAAACGAGGUUUGGGCACGGACGUCGCAUGUCUGUGCUGUCAGCUCUUUCUUGCUCAGAUCACCGUCUCAGCUAUCAUGGGACCUUUGGUCAGCGCCCUUGGAUCUCACGUCACCGUCGUCAUAUUCGCCUCCAUCAUGGGAUUCCUAGCCUCGUUGUCGUCAGCGUUAAUUGUUAUCUACAAGCCUAUCCCACCCAAGGUGAAAGAAAAUAACUCAAUUCAAGAACAGUGUUGACAGUCGCGGUCAUCUUUGAAAUCGUUCUUUCCUUCUCUUGUUUCCAUUCAGUGUAUACUGCAUGGUUCCACUAUAAGUUCUUGUAGUGCAUUACACUUUUGUAUGAAAACGAAAUAUAUAUUCAGUAUUACAUGUUCGGAUCUCAAGAUUAAACAAGGAGCACAUACGGUUUUGAUUUGAUCAGGCUAUUAAAAAAAAAAUCAAUAAUGGCAAUAGUCAAAUUAAAUUUAUACAUGUAUACUACUCUGCACUGAGACACAUAAUUCAUGAUUUGCUCUGCUUCGAUUUUGCCGCAUCGUAAUCCAAUCGUUUAAAAUUUGGCUGCAUUAUAAUGAGCAACUCGGUCCUUGAAGUCGUUACAUAUAUUUCUGCAACCAAAUAUGAGCUGACCGAAAUCAAAGUUUACCACAAAAGGGAAUAACUUCUUUACCAAAGUUUCAUCUUUUUGUAUUAUGUGUCAGAAAAAUUAGAUCGAAUAGUAAAAGUGUAUGAG